GGACCGCCCGCGGCGCGGUCGGGUCAGACGCCGGCUCCGCAGUCUGGCCCGCGCGCUGGGGCGGGGAGGGUCGGUCGGUCAGUGGGCCGGUGCUACUACUGCAACAUUCCUCAUCAGGGCGGCUGGUACCGGUGCCGUAAGCGUCUCUCUGAGGACCCGCACUGGUCACCGCGUCGGGAGAGUGCAGCUGCGCCCGCCGUGUUCAACGAGCAGCCAGUAUGAAGCUGGAUCUGCGUGCACGCCGGCUGCUGCUGGAGGAGAAGGGCGUGGAGCUCGAGCUGCUCAGCGCUUCCCAACCGCAGGACACGACUUCUGCUCAGCGAGUCGACCUGAAGCUUCGACGUGACGUCACCGUGCCGCCGGCCACCGAGGCACUCGUCCCGGUGAAGCGUGGCGGUCUACGGCCAGGUGGGGAGUACCUGCUGGAGUCAGUAGGAGGUGAGGACUCACCGGUUUGCGCCGCCUCGUGUGUGAUAAGGCCUACCACUGAUGACACGCUGUGGGUGAGGGUGGCCAAUGUCAGUUUAACUGAGGAAGUGUUGAGGAGAAAUGAGGUGGUGGCCACUGCUAGCACGGACUUCACGUUGGAAGGAGUGUUGAAUCAUGAUCCUAACGGAAAGGGGGCUGGACAGAGAGCGAACAUUGGUGCAGACUUAUCAGACGCACAACGUGAGGACAUGAAUCGUCUGAUCUCUGAGUUCAGUGACGUUUUCUACGCAGGUGGCGAGCUACCGGUCGUCCAUGUUGGUGUUGAACACAGAAUCAACGUCACUCCUGGCACUCGUCCGGUGGCGUCUCGGCCCAGGCGUCUAUCACCCCGUCUGGAGGGUGAAGUGCGGAAGGAGCUGCAGCAGCUGGAAGCCAUGGGCGUCAUCCGGCAGUCCCACAGCCCGUGGGCCGCGCCGGUGGUAUGUGCACGCCGGAAGGACGGUCGACUUCGCUUGGCCAUUGACUACCGCCGAGUGAACGCAGUCUCGGCUGCAUCAACGCUGCACCCGAUACCGCUGAUGGAGGACCUGCUGGACAGACUCGAGUCGGCGCAACGGCUGGUUUGGUGGCAUCGGUCCAGUCGGAGACUCAAGAGCUGGGACCGGACCUGGUGUCGACUGGCUUCAGCUCUGACCGGAUACGAGCGGAACAACAGAUGGACCCGGAGAUAUCCCCAGUUCGCGUCGCUCUGCUCAGCGACGAGAAGCUGCCAAGUCCAGGACGUCUUCAGCCGCUACUUGAUGCUGAUGCCGGCCGAGGAUAACACGGCCGAGACGGCGGCCAGGCUCGUCUACGAUCGGUGGAUCUGCACGUUCGACGUCCCUCUGGUGAUCACGUCGGACAGAGGACCACACUUCGCAGCAGAAACGUUCCGUGCCAUGUGUCGUCGGACCGGAGUGCGCCACCGCAUGGGUGCACCACAGCACGCACAGAGUCAAGGGCAGGUGGAGCGCCAGAAUCAGUUGAUCGCUAACUUGCGCUGUGUGUGUUGCAAUGAUGUGCGGGUCUGGCCCAAGAAAAUAUUUCAGUUGCAGUUCAGUCACAACACGUCCGUCAACUCCGCCACCGGGUUCUCUCCGUUCGAGUUGCUGUUCGCCAGGCCGGCUCGUCGCCCCGAGUCUGCCGUCAGCGAGGGUGUCCCUGACGGUGAACCGGGACACCUACCGGCGGCCGGCGGCUACAGCGGUGAGGUGGCUGAGCGGCGGCGGCUGCUAGACGAGCUGCACCGUGAGACGCAAGUAAGUGUACGCAAUGUACAAAACGCUCGUGUGCAGCAGAGUGUCGCAAGGGCGAGGGGACAACCAUUCGAGGUCGGCGAUGCAGUUCGAUUACGUUUGACCCACGCGGAACGGAGUCGAAAGGGCGGGAAAAUGUCACCGGUCCUUUCACAGUUGUAUAAGGUGGUCGAGGUACUGAGAGGCGGGUGGACGUACCGUGUGUCGCGACUCUUUGGUACGGGCAAAGGAACCGAUAUUAAAAUCCGCCAUUACAACGAUCUGGUACGCCCCGCAGCCCAGCCCGACGAGGUCCCUCGGCUGGAGUCCGACGCGUCGUCCGGGCACUCCGAACCUGCUCCAGACGGCACGGAGAGCGACGUAGACGACGGCGACGUGGACGACGGCGACGGCUGCCUCCGCGACGCCACAUCCGAAGACCCGGAGAGCGCUUACCGCCGGGAUCCGGAUGGGAGCGACUCCCGUCCCCGUCGUCAGUGCGGUCCGCCGGCGCGCCUGGUGAUCGAUCCCAGUCGGAAACGUUACGAGGAAACUUAACGUGGGGAGUGUGACAGAUGUCGCCAUCUGUUGGCGAACUUGUGAAGUUGUGCCUUCUUACCAUUACCGUUGUCAGACGUUGUUGUCGGUUAAUACAGUCAGUUACUGCUGGAACGU
This is a messenger RNA of Amphibalanus amphitrite, 2378 nucleotides long. RefSeq lists its product as uncharacterized. The transcript is spliced from 4 exons. Gene Ontology annotation, biological process: DNA integration. The coding region runs from base 219 to 2261 and encodes 680 amino acids. NCBI's taxonomy places the organism in Eukaryota, Metazoa, Arthropoda, Thecostraca, Balanomorpha, Balanidae. Gene Ontology annotation, molecular function: nucleic acid binding. The record is from RefSeq and is a predicted model, not a curated record.